AUGGCCAAGCAGCCCCCCGAGGCGAAGGCGCCCCGCGACCGCCGGGCCGGGCGGCUGCCGCCGGGAGAGGGGCCGGGCCCGGCCGUCCCGCUGCGGCCCGGAGCCCCCGCCGCGCUGCCCGGCGCCGCCCGGCCCGCCUCGCCCGGCAGCCCCGGCCCGUUCGCCAUCCGCUCGCCGCUCUUCUUCUUCGUGCGGAGGUCCCCGCUGCUGCCGCGCUCCUCCAGCGGCUACUUCUCCUUCGAGGCCGAGCGCAGCCCCGCGCCCAUGAGCUGCGAUAAGGCCACGCAGACCCCCAGCCCGCCGUGCCAGGCCGUCAGCCACUACCUGAGCGCCAUGGCUUCCAGGUGGCGAUCUCACUCACUUGCAGAAGAAAUACAACCAGAAAUAUGGAUUGCACAGGAGCUGCGGCGCAUUGGGGAUGAAUUCAAUGCCUCCUAUUGUCCAAGAAGGGGUUUCUUGGAUAACCACGCUGGAAACCCCCAGGUGGUCAUUCUGCGCCUCCUGCAUUACAUCAUCCGCCUCAUCUGGAGGAUGCAGUGACACCGGCCGUGUGGGCUGCUGGGACUCGAUGGCUCCUUCCAAAAUCCAGUGGAGAAGAGCCAGUGCCAGAGCUUGGAGCUUCCGAGCUGCCCCCCCUGGCCUGGGCGUGCGGUGGCCGGAGGAGGGUGGAUUUCCCACGUGGACCUGCCGGGAUGCUCCAAAGCUAGAUUUUAUCUGAGAGUGGUGUUUACUGUGUUUCUCUCCAUUUUUAAUUAUUGUUUUUUAAAUUGUCUCAGAGAAAUGUCCUCAGUGACGAUGUUCGGUCAUCGUUUCUGGAAAUCUGUCGGCUCAUCUUGGAUGCGUCCCAAGACCCUCCAGAUCCAGCUGAUCUGCAGAGCUGCCUUAUUUGUGCUGCAGGUGUUGCAGGGAGCAUUGGACGCCCCCCGGCCGCUGCGCUGCCGCCUCCUCCUGCCUGCCAAAGAGGAUGAGGAUGGAAGAAGGGCGGAGAGAUUUUAAUCAGCACUUCUUUUAUGUGUAAAUACCUAAUGCUACCCCAAAUCCAACUUCGGUUGCGUCAUGCAAAUAUUCCUAUUUCCUGCUGACUGUUUUUGUUUUUUUUUCCUUCCCAACUUUUAUUUUAAGUUCUGAAUUUCAAGACUUAGCUGUCAGAUUCCCAGGGUCCAAAAUAUCACAACCAACCAACCAAACAAAAAAAAAAAACAAACAAUCCACCAGGUUGCCUUUUUAGAAAUUCUUUCUAUAAGACGUGUGAAAAUGCUUACGUAUUGUAUAAUAUUAUAAUAUAUAAUAUCGGUGACUGAGUAAUUCAGCAAUAAGAUGUCCUUGGAGGCAGGUUAAAACAGUUCCCAAACCAUUGCAGUUUUGCACCCAGUGACAGGUUCCUGCUGUGCGACUCCAGGAACUGUUCUAAAGGCAUGGUUAGCGUGUUGCUGUUAAACCCAAGAGGGUUUUUGGCACACUGGAUGUUUUCUGGGAUCCUCUGUUUGGACUGGACCAGGGCUAUGGGAGAAGUCUGCAGGUGAGGAGCGAGGGGAUGAAGACCCUGAAGGUUCCUGUGAUGGAAUCCAGCUGAAUGAGGGGCCGUGCAGUGCUGAAGGACGCAGACUUGCUUGUGCACGCUGUUCAGAUGGUAACGACUCAUCACAGAGCGUGGGGUCUGCACCCUGCUGGCCUUGGGCAGGUCUUCUCCUUGUGGCACAUCUCCUCCUUGCACCUGGGAAGACCUCAGCAGGUGUUUGAAGUCCCAGGACGAUGCCCUCCCGUCUGGAGACCCUGCCACGUGGCUCUAGAAGCUCACCACAUGGGUGUGUGGUGUCCCAGCCAACGGAGACCCUGCCAUCAUCUCUGGUUCAUCUCGCACGGGAGGCUUCUGCACAGCCGGUGCUUUUUGGGGCGCGUCGUUGCUUCGACCGCCUGCGUUUCUAUGCACAAACGUAACUCCUCUCACCUUCAGAACUGUCCCCUUUCCUCCAGCUGGUGCGGAUGGUCCUAAAAUCACCUUCCAAAUGCUGCAGUUAGUUGUGGUUUCACCAGCACCGUAGAAGAAGCAGCAGCAGCAGCAAACCCGGCCCUAUGGUAGUGGUUUUUCCUACCGCAUUGCAAUAUGCACGUCAGGAGAAACUGUCCUGCGUGCCGCUGUGUGGAGAUCAGUGUUCCUGUGUUAGAAGAGCUGUGUACAGUCUGACCUCUUUGCACCAGCUGGGAGGCGAUGACCCGUUGGCGUGGGGCUGCCUGCCCCUGAUUGCACUCGUUGGAAGGAGAAUGGAGCAAUUUUAGCUUUUCUGGUCCUGCGUCCCUUGGAGCACACCAAAGAAGGGUGGCCAGCACCCAGCACUUUGCCCUGUCCUCCUGGCUCUAUGCUGGGCAGAAAAAAAGGGGAAGAACGCAAGGGAUUGGCACCAUCUGGCUUGGGCUGCUCCACAUCCAGCUUUCCCAGCCAGAAUGCAGACAGAGGAAAACGUAGCUCCAAAAAAGAAAACCAGGCUUCAUCCCUGUAGGGUUGUGUGAAUUGUUUAAUUUUGGUGGUUUUAUUGUUUUUAAUGUCCGGAAAAAGAAGAAUGAUGGUUUUAAAUCAGCUUCAGCAGUGCUCACCGAUGGAUUUGGGGCGUUCUGAGCCCACAUCACCAGUGCUCUCUGUUCUGCCAAAACGAUUCCAUGAAGUUCAGUGGUUGCAGAGAACCCCCGUUGUGCUGGAUGGUCCCACGCCACGCGUUACGCCUCCCAGUUGGUCACUGUAAAUACCUGACUAUUUAUUAGAAUAGGACACCGUAUUAUUUUCAUCAUCUGAGCCAAAUAUCUGCGUGCAAUGUAUUCUCUUUCCAUUCUCUCAUGUAAGUUUUGUACAGCUUAUAAGUAAUCAAAAAAAAAAAAAAAAAAAAAAAUUUCCUUUUUUUUUUUUUUCCCUAAACUUUUUUAGAGUUAAACUUGGUAAAUACUGUAGAUCCUCCCCCUCCCUUUAUUUUUUUUUUCCCCCUGCCCUUGUGUAAUCAAUGCACUCUACUGUUCCAUCAUGCUGUAACUUGUAGAAACGAUGGCUAUUUAUUUCCUGCUUAUUUAAAUUCCUGUCGAGGUUCUGCCUGCCCCUCUCUCCUCCUGCCCCAGGUCUGUGGUGUGGAUGGGCCUCCCAUAUGAGUGAUGGACCUCCCAGCGCUGCCCGCUGGAUCCAGCGCAGCCAACGCAGCGCAGAGAUGAUUGCUUUGAAGUGCCUAAGUCCUGCACACCCAUAGGGAUUUAAGCACCUCCGAGAUGACAGCAUUAGUGAAAUUCAGGGGAAGUUUGGCUUCUCCACCACGAUUUUGGUCCUCUCCUCUUUAAAACCACAUUCUCUUCUGUCUCAGCCAAGAUCCAGGACCAGCUUUAGCAUCAGGUACAACCGGAGUGCACACUGAUGUCCCAAUUAAUCACUAACUCGUUUUCAUAGGACCCAGCAUAUGUAGCAUUUUUAUUGCAAUUUCCCUGGCUUACUUGUGUUUUGCACUGAUGAAUUUUGGACAGGGUAAUUGCCACUUUACUUGUGCAAUACUGCUGUAAAUAAUUGCAGAUCUUUUUUUUUUUUUUUUUUUUUUUUAAGAUGCAAUCUUUUAUGUUCUUAAUAUGAGUUUUAUAUGAAUAAAACCUUCAACUAUUUGA
This is a messenger RNA of Lagopus leucura (white-tailed ptarmigan), 3630 nucleotides long. RefSeq names its product BCL2 like 11 (gene BCL2L11). The record is from RefSeq and is a predicted model, not a curated record. The transcript is spliced from 3 exons. The coding region runs from base 1 to 540 and encodes 179 amino acids. Gene Ontology annotation, biological process: meiosis I. Lineage: Eukaryota; Metazoa; Chordata; Aves; Galliformes; Phasianidae.